Messenger RNA from Schistocerca gregaria, 5122 nucleotides. RefSeq lists its product as uncharacterized. Bases 276 to 4430 code for a protein of 1384 amino acids. The transcript has a single exon. Gene Ontology annotation, cellular component: nucleus. Gene Ontology annotation, biological process: regulation of transcription by RNA polymerase II. The record is from RefSeq and is a predicted model, not a curated record. Gene Ontology annotation, molecular function: sequence-specific DNA binding; DNA-binding transcription factor activity, RNA polymerase II-specific. Lineage: Eukaryota; Metazoa; Arthropoda; Insecta; Orthoptera; Acrididae.
AUCUGAACUGUUUGGCGCCAUUGUUUGCUGCAUGACAGACCACUGGAAGUGUAAUUCUUCUUCUUAUGUAUUUUGAUUUGACCGAGGACGGAAUUGCAGUUUGUCUUUGUUGUUUUGAUUUCUUUGUAUACAAUGAAGAUCUUUGUACACAGUUUACAUAUAAUACCGCGGUUUGUGAUAGUUGUCGAACCUAAACAGUGACAAUGUAGCUUGCGUGUGUGUGUUAUCCUGCAAUUUUUGUAACUUGUACAUGAUAUCUGAAAACCUUUGUAAUAAUGAAGAUGAGUUCUAAAGGGACAACAAAAAGACCAAACAACAUGACUCUUCAUAUGGAGUGUUAUUCGGAAGAUCUGUCACCAGUUCAAAUCGAUAGACGUAAUAAAGCAAAGCAAAAGAAGACGGAACUGAAAGAAGUAGUAGAAAACUGGAGGAGAAGUGAAGGGGAUUUAGUUACCCGGAUUAGCGACGACUGCUUCGUUUUGGAACGGCUAUGUACACCAUUACAACCCAAGCCACACGUGUCGAAACCUGUCGCGUCUGUGGAUGUGGCACCAACCAUUAUAACAGAUCAACCGAUCAUGCUGCAGCCACGGAAUGUAUCGUCGCUUGUGUCUCACCAGCCAGUUAUGUUACCUAAUCCAAUAAACAAACACCAAGCAAGUGUUCGUGGCCAGACAACUAAUAGUGUCAUCACCCAACCUUGCGGUUUGCUAGUGAGAGACACAAGACGUACACGAGUUAUGGGUGUGGUUAGUGGUUCUCAACCUACAUCAUUAGCUCCUCACAUGGUAACAACAGCACCAAGUAUGCCAAAGGCAGUACCACUCUCCUCUGUUGCAGUACCAAGCUUACAAGUUUCAUCUCCAAUGCAAGCUCCAGGAGUCAUAAUGAACAGAAACAUUUCACUACAGAGUAAUAAUAUUUUACAGUCUCCAACAAUUCGUCCCGUGAAUACUGUUGGUAUUGUUCUACAAAGCACGAAUUCAACACCAUCAAGAUACCCAGCACCUGUGCGUGUACCAUUAAGUGAAAAUGCUUCAGCAUCCAGGCCAGUCAACACGACUUCAGGAGGUAUAGUUACACAACAUACACCAUCCAUCCGUGUUGCACACUAUGGACCACGUCAAAGUCCUGUUAGGGCUCCACGUAUUCCACAAACAUCGCCUACACUCAGGAGCCGCAGUCAUGUUGCUUUAGUAAGAAAUGUUCGGCCGAUGAUGCCUGCACCUCGUGUUACAGUUCCUGCACGUUCGUUAAUGGUACAACCAGUAACUGUAGGAAGACCACCUGGUGUACCCGCUAAUAAAAAUCCCAGCAGACUUCCAAAUAACCCACAAAUCCCCCCAUCUAAUAGUGCAAGUGGCGCUCCAGUGGUUGAUCUUACAUGUGAUGACAGCCCAAGUGAGAUUCCUGCUGACACUCGUGAAAUUACUUUCAAUAAGUUAAUAGGGAAGACAUUCCCAUCACUUGUUGUGACAGCUCGUCCCAGCAUACGGGUAAAAGAAGUUACUGCAGUGCAGCUGUCUGAAGACCGUACUGAAUUAGACAAAAAAGUGAAGAAAGUGUUGAUGUUCACGCCAACAAAGUUUUCUGAAUGGAUGAUUCAGGAAGGGUUAGUUCGUAGUGAUCAAUACUGCCAAACACAUGUAACUCCAUAUGGUGAGAAAAUACCUUUAAAAUUGGGUAUAUACUCUGAUGUAAGUAAGUUUCCAUUCAGUGGUGGAUAUGUUUGGAUUAGUGACUGUUGCCCACAAAGAUUUGUUUCUGUUUUCAGUGGUUCAAUAUUUGAAGGAUCACCUCAUCCUCCCACUGUACUUGUUAAACUCAUAUAUCACUGGGUUGUACAGACAAGUAUUCAAAAUGUUAUUCAAUGGGUUAAAGUAGACAAUCUCUAUGUGAAGGGAUUUUACACACAUCUGAGAAGCAUUUGCACAGCUGCAGUGGCUGAGAAGUUUAGCAGAAUGGGUGGUCCAAACAAAAAGAUUGAAAUAGGAGUGGUAAGCCUGGGAAUAACAGCACAUGGUGGGAAGUCACGGAAUGUGAAAGUAGAAGUUCUGGGAAUUAUGGAUCCGGUUAAUAAAAUAGUGAGGUUACAAGCAGUAGAGCCCAUUAAAAUGGGUGAUCCUGAUUAUCAAUCUCGUUUUAUAAAACUUCUAAAUCCUGUUAAGGAAUGGGUUGAUAAAGACUCCAUAAUCUUAACAGAUUAUACUGUGGACAAACCCACUCUCCAAGCUAUAGGAUUCAAAACUAUUUACCAGGUACCUGCAGGCGAAGAACAAACAGCCCAGAAUAAAUACAGCAAUCAUAAUGUUAUGAAUUACUUGCGGAACAAUGUUCCAAAAAUGUUUCAAAAUACUCUCUCUCUCCUAAGCAGGCAGAUAAUCCAGCAGUUUUUGGAUGAGCUUGUUUGGCGUGAGCAGUGGGGAUAUACACCUUAUAAAGGUUUCCAUAAUAUGUUAACUCAUAUGGCGGAACAAGUGAAAUUGGAUUCCAAUGAAAGUUUGCUUACUCGUUUAUCAAAAAUUGCUUCAGAUCCAUUUAAAUGCUGGACAUACAGUGUCUUAAAAACCCCACCCUUUACUCCAGCAGGAGUUCAGUUUCCAGCAAAAUUAAAAGACUCAGAAAUACAGCAGUCAGCUACCCAGAUACCAGGUGAUGCCAGUACAACACCUGCUGUUAGUGGCAUUGAUCUGCUUCCUCAGAGCAUACGCGAGACUCGACCCACAGAUCCUGCAAAACCUCUGAAAAGUGUAAAGAAACGGUCAAGUGCAUCGGUUGAAUCCUCAGAUACAAAACGAAUAGCUAUUGACAGUGCUAGUCAGCCAGCCACACCCACUCUAAGUGCAAAGAAACGGCCAAAUACAUCAGCUGAAUCUUCAGAUUCAAAACGAAUAGCUGUUGACAGUGCAAGUCAGCCAGUUCCUCUGCCAGAAGAAAUGGUACAACUGGAAACAUUUUACUAUGGACAACUGCCAGGGGAAAAGCACAUACUUGAAAUGGAACAUAAAGAUACAGAUGGCAUUGUUUGUCAGUCAUGUUAUCAAACUUUUCCAAAUAAUACUGAAUUGCUGCAGCAUUUGAUUUGUCAUGCACAGCCAAAUGGCAAAGACCUGCCAGAAAUUAACAUUAAUUUACAAUGCAGGUACUGUUUGAAAUUCUUUGCAAGUCAGUAUGCUUUGCAAGUGCAUCUUGAAGAAAUUCAUUUUAAUAAUUCCACAAGUCUUGUCUGCCGUAUAUGUGAGAGGAAAUUUCGAACACGGGUUACAUUAAUAUCUCACAUGCACACAACACAUUUCCAAUUAGAAAUGCCAUAUGAAUGUGGUAUUUGCAAAUUUAGGUCAUCCUUACACAAAGAUGUUGUAAACCAUUUCCAUGAAACACACAUUAACACUAUGAAGCUGCAGUGUCCAUUCUGUCUAAAGGUGGUUGCACUUUCCAACAGAAAACAGAUACUUGCACAGAAUAUUUUCUUCUUCAUUAAUCAUCUGCAAAAGCACCAAAGAAAAUCUCUUUGUAUGAAAUGUAGUACAUGUGUAUUAUGGUUUGCACAUAAAGAUAUUCUUAAAGAGCAUCAAACAAGAGAUCACAGAAGUUUUUGUGGUAGACAGGAUGAAGUUAUUCCUUUUAUGAAUAUUACCGGUUUUGAUAUAAUGAUGCCAAAGCCUCCUCCUGCUGCUACAAAACCUUGUCAAAUGAUAUCUAUUUCCAAAAAUGUUUUUACUAGCUCUCCUAAUUCAAAAAGUUUGUAUACUUCUAAAUCUUUCACAGACCUGAAAAUUGUGUGUGUUGAUGAGGAUGCUUUGUGUAACGAAUGUGAGGGGAGAGUAAUAGAGGACAACCAUUUUGCAACUGAAAUAUCGUGUGCAUGUUGUUCGUAUGCGACUUGUUGUACAAAGGCAAUGAUGGACCAUGUGUUGAUAUUUCACCAAGACUCAAUAAAGAACAGGUCACAGUUCAACAUGGGCCGAGUAAGUAGAUUAGAAAAACCCAUGUACUGUGUGUGUGGGUUCACAACCUCCAGUGGAAAUUGUUUAGCACGGCACUUAGCACUGUGUGAUGAGAAGACAGCGUACCCAGAGCCAUACUGCCCAAAAAUUGUUGAAUUGUCUUCUGCUUCUUUCCCUCCUCUUGUCACCCUUGAUGAUACAGAUAAUGUAAGUGAAGACCCAAGUGACCGUUGGCUUAAAGCAUUUGUGCCCCCAAGGAAAGAUGACAGUGACAAUUCAAGAAGUGCACCAGAUAAAAAAUUACUAGAACCACAAGAAAAGUUUACAGAACAUAGUGAGCCACCAAGUGUCCUCAACAUUUUAGGGCUGAUGCAGAAACCAUCCUCUGAUGUAACUGUUGUAAACAGCAGUGCACCGAAUUCCCCAAAGGUGGAUGACAAACAGUUUGCUGACCAAGAAGAGAGAGAAACAGAUCCUUCUUAAGACAGAUGGGAGUAUCUCAUAAAGAAGUUGCAUGAAGAAGGUAAAUUUCCUUAGAAAGUGAAGUAUGAUUCCAUAAUAAUAUAUGGACACACAAAAUUACUUACAACCUCAGCUAGAUAUAGUGGCAGGUACCAUGUGUGAUGUAAUUUCAUUUGUAUUGUAAUGAUGUGAUGUCACUGAAUUCAGCACAACAUAUGUUAUGCGAGUUCUGUGUUGGUGUUAAUUUUCAUUGUGAAUAGUUUUUGUAUGACUACAUACAUGUUCUACAGCACUUGAACCCUUUAAAAGUACCUCGCAUGACGGCAGUGGUGUUAUGUUGAUUGUCUUUGUAGCGACAGAGAUGUUUAUCACAUUAGUGGAUUAAAUUCAUUGCAGAUUGAUGUUGCUCUGUGCAUAGUGUUAGUAGUGCAUAUAUACAUAUGUUCAAUGAGUGUAUUAGACUAAAUGAGGCAUCUUUUGUACGUUUUUGUAUGGUGUCAUUCAUUUGCAAUUAUUUAAUAUGAAGAGAUAUUUGAAUCAGGCACAUUUCUAAUAUAAAAGUUUAUUUUAGUUACAGUGCAGCUUUCUGCCAGAUAUUUGUCACUUUCAUGUUUGAGAACAUAAGGGGCAUUAUUUAUAUAUGUCAGUAUUAAUGUACAGAUAUUUUGUAUGAUAUGUCAAUUUUUACAAUAAGAUAUUGGUAAAUAUUCUUA